CUUCAGUCGAAUGAGCGGUAAAUGCCAGAGACUGUGCGGUGUUUUUAUUCUGACACAUAAUCUACUGUCUCAACGAUUGAGCUAGAUACGAGAAUUCAAGGAAAAUCGUGAAAAUAAUCUUCGCUGCGAGGAUCUUUACGCGCAAUCAACAAAACGAUUCCAAACAAUGUCCAAAAGGGGAUGAGCUGUAUGCUAUUACAGUACUGGAUACAGCAAAAUUGACAAGUCCAAAAAUUGACUUCAGCCCGCAAAUCCCCCGGACGAAAAGAUGGCGCAAGGCACCCGCUCAUCUCGCCCCCUGGAUCACCAGGACAAGCUAUCAAUCCAGAAGCAAUGGAACCUCGGAAUAACAGCCGAAGUGGAUCUCCCCGAGGACUUCGACCCCUCGACUGCAUCUCCCCUCGACGAUCGGUUCAACACAUCAGCGACUAAACCCGACAUCGUCGAGAUGCUGCGACAGUUCGAUUUGAAGUACUUCCACGGAAAGAUCAAGGGCUACAGAAUAGAGUGGAAUGCGAGCCUGAUAACAGCCUACGGUCGCACCAAUUUCUCCCAGAAUAAAAUAUCAAUCUCCAAAUUUCGGCAUCUGGGGCAGAAGCGAUCGGUUUUGGUCAAGACCAUUCUCCAUCAAGCUAUUCACGCUUAUCUGGACAAGUUGGGCUUCAACAGGAGGGAGAAUGCCGCCCACGGCAAGGAUUUCAAGGCUGAGAAGAGUAGGAUUUCGAGAAAAGUUGGGGAGGACAUUGCAUCGAGGGACGAUGUUAAUUUUGCAGGGGCUGAGACCUACAUACGUGCGCACCAAUGCAAAAAAUGCAAGAAGAUUCUCUACAGGAGGACGGGCCAGGAUCCGAAUGUAGUCAAGCCCUACACCAAGGUCUAUCACGAUUGUCCUGGGGUCUUUCGCCCCAUCAAGCUGAGGGAGACCUACAAGGAGCCAUAGAGAUUCGUCUCUAAUCACCUACCCAUUCAGUCAUGUUCGUAAUAUCGAAUAACAAAAUGGUUAAAUUGUUGUUCUUCACACAAUUGCAUGGCCAAACUUUUAUACAAGUUUGACGGUUUUUAAAACAUCAUUAUUCUUCAUGGUUUAUCAUUACCAUAGCUGUUCUACAUAUUUUACCGGUACUUCGCCGCAGUUAUCUCGGCUAUUGUUCGUGAGGAGCUCACGAGAAUGUACAGACAAAUCAUGUUGUAAUCAUUCAUGUCUUUUAUUUCGAAAUUAUAUCUAAUAAAAAAUUUA
Messenger RNA from Diachasma alloeum, 1237 nucleotides. Its product is annotated as sprT-like domain-containing protein Spartan. Gene Ontology annotation, molecular function: polyubiquitin modification-dependent protein binding; metalloendopeptidase activity; single-stranded DNA binding. Bases 269 to 940 code for a protein of 223 amino acids. Lineage: Eukaryota; Metazoa; Arthropoda; Insecta; Hymenoptera; Braconidae. The record is from RefSeq and is a predicted model, not a curated record. Gene Ontology annotation, cellular component: nucleus. The transcript has 3 exons. Gene Ontology annotation, biological process: DNA damage response.